Trichoplax adhaerens is the source of this 2997-nucleotide messenger RNA. RefSeq lists its product as uncharacterized. The record is from RefSeq and is a predicted model, not a curated record. Gene Ontology annotation, cellular component: integrin complex; external side of plasma membrane. The transcript is spliced from 28 exons. Gene Ontology annotation, molecular function: integrin binding. The coding region runs from base 1 to 2997 and encodes 998 amino acids. Lineage: Eukaryota; Metazoa; Placozoa; Uniplacotomia; Trichoplacea; Trichoplacidae. Gene Ontology annotation, biological process: integrin-mediated signaling pathway; cell adhesion mediated by integrin; cell-cell adhesion.
AUGGCGUCCAUGGUUGAAAAUGGCACCCAUUUUGGCAAAAUUUCAUUUCUAGUGCUUUAUUUAUUACUUAACUUGGCCAUCGUUUCCUUCAGUUAUAACCUUGAGCAAUCCUCACCUAUAGUCAAAAAGCAAUCAAAUACCGAUGGAAGUAGCUCUUUAUUUGGUUUCGCUCUUACAUUACACCAACAGGAUGCCUCAACAUUUUGGGUAUUAGUGGGUGCACCGGAAUAUAAAAUAAACAACUUGCAAAGUGGAGCAGUCUUUAAGUGUCCGAUAACCAAUCGCCAGAAUGCUUCGGACUGUCAUCGCAUUGACAUCGAUGACAAUUUUGCUACUGGUGAUAUGCAAAGUUAUUUUUCACAUCAUUUUGCAGCUAGUGAACGUCAACCCAAAUUUGGUCAAUGGCUUGGUGCAUCUGUGGCAACAGGAGGACCAGGGAAGCGAGCAAUAGUCUGUGCCCCCAGAUUUCAAAAUAUUUUUUUCGAAAAUGGCAAUUAUCAGUAUCGCUUGAAAGGAAAAUGUAAAAUUCUUAAUAAUACCCUUGAGAGGUUUUAUGGAAGAGAGAGCUAUGAUCCUUUCAUCUUUUCAGGUUCAAUUAAAGGUGGUAAUGUACAACUGGGAUGGGCAUCAUCUUUCACUACAAAUUACCUUCCAAUUAUUGGAGCACCUGGCGCAUCAUAUGCUUCAAAUGCCAACAAUUUUGAAGGAACCGUGGCUGAGGUUACAGAAUUUAACCCUUCAACAUCUAGUGGAACAUAUAAAUUAGCUAUAUAUGAUACCAAUAACAAUGCUAUCAAAAAUAAUCCAGAUUUGGUCAGCAGCGAAUAUGAUGAUACACUCGUUGGCUAUAGUAUCACAUCGGGACGUUUUUUAUCACAAAAUGAGCAAAUUAUUGCCGCUGGUGCCCCAAGAGCUAAUAUUAUCGGCCAGGUUAAGUUCUACAAACAAAAUAGCGGGGCUUUAGAAUUGAUUAGUAACUUAACAUUAUCUGGAAAUCAGAUUGGAGAACGCUAUGGAACGUCACUUGCUGCCGUUGAUCUGAACAAUGACGGAUUUGAUGAUUUAGUGAUUGGAUCCCCAUAUUAUUCUAGAGUUAAAGAAGAGGGUCGUAUAUAUAUAUAUUUCAAUACCGGAAAGCUUUUCGCAUAUAGUAAUGUUGUAUUACGAUAUGUAUUUCUAAUGAAGGGAGGAUUCGUAGAACGUGGAUUUAGGAUUGGUAGAGUUACUAAUGGUGCAUUUGGAUUGACAGUAACAUCAAUUGGUGAUAUAGAUCAAGAUGGUUUCAACGACGUUGCAAUUGGUGCUCCUUUUGAUGGAAAUAAUAAAACUGGUGUUGUAUAUAUAUAUCGUGGAGAUGGCAACCUUGGCUUGAAGAGGUCCUUCUCUCAAGCUAUUGAUGCUGCCUCUUUCGCCAACAUGAAGUUAAACGGCUUUGGUAUAGCUGUAUCUGGCAAAAUUGAUGUUGACAAAAACGGAUAUCCAGUUUCUCAACAAAUUAUCAAGAGAAAUGAAUCAAAAUCUUGCGUUUACCAAGGCAAUAAACAUGCAUGGUUUGUUGCAUUAUCUGUAAAAUACACUAAUUUUGUAAAUUCGUUCAUGGUCAUUAAUUGUAACGACUUAAACGUUGAGUUAGAAGCAGAUGCAAAUACGAUCCCGUCUCGGGUAUUUUUUGAAAAUGGGCAAAAUAAAAUAAAGAAAACGGUUGCGAUUUUAACCACACAAAGCUGCAAUCAAUACACUUUAUUUCUGAAGCUACACGUCCUAACAAAUCUAACAAAGUAUCCAAUUUUCUUGCAGAACGAAAUUAAUAAUUUUAUAUCUGAUAUAUCCGUAACCUACCGAUACUCGCUUAGCGAAGAUGCCAGACCUACUAACAGUCCUUCUGGUGAGCUUUUCCAAGUGAAUGCUUUUCCUAUUAUUUCUGCUGAUGUUCCGACAACUGGAAGUCGCAUAAUCUCUUAUGAAAAAAGUUGCUUCAACUCCUCAAUAUGUAUACCAGAUUUACAUCUGAAUGCGUCAAUAAUUUGGAAUGGCAAUUACCCGGCAAUUAGCGUUGGUGUAACAAACGUGGUCAAUAUUAAUUUUAACGUUAAUAAUACUGGCGAUGACGCAUUUAAUGCAAAAUUAUAUGUUCACUUGCCUGCUGGCGUAGAAUAUUUGCAAACGCAGUCGGACACAGUCUGCAAUCAAAAUGUUAAUUCAAGACUAUUAGACUGUCCUGUUGGUAAUCCGUUAACGAAGGUUCAACGUGCGAUCAAAUUACGGUUGGCCUUUGAUGUUAGAAGAAUUGCCUUAAAUAUUACUCGCUUGCGCUUUCUAGUAAAUGUAACAUCAAUAUCAAGACCAGACGUGGUUACAUUUGGUAAUGAAAUUUAUGGUGAAAGUGCCGUAAAGCAAGAUAGCGAUAUCGGAAGUUUGGUAAUUCAUGACUUAUAUAUGCGUAAUAUUGGACCUGGAGUUUAUCCUCCGGUUACCCAAAGAACAAAUGUUAGCGCUAGGUUUGGUUCAAGACUAACUCGUAGAAAAAGAGAUUAUGAUACUCCCGUACCUACAACAUCGUAUACUGGGUCAGACUUGAAAUGCGGCAACGUCAUUUGUGAUACUUUCACUUGUGAUAUCGACUAUUUAGCUUCUCAACAAUCUGCUUCAAUCAGCGUUAUUUCUCGUUUGUGGAGUGCGACUUUAGCAUCGGACUAUGGAACUCAAAAUGUUAGAGCUUCGUCAUCCAUUAAACUUAUUUUUGCUCUUGUAACGAAUCAAAUUACCCAAUCAAAUAGUAACACCAUUUCUGUGACCACUACAAUUACUUCUUCAAUUACCACAACACCACAACCUGUUCCGUCUUAUAUUUAUGUCUUAUCCAUUGUUGGUGGUCUUAUUUUCCUUGCAAUCAUAGUAUUUAUAUUAUACAUCCUUGGAUUCUUCAAGCGCAAACAGUUACCUAAAAUUUCAGCACCCCAGCAACGAAGACCAGAAUUUAGACCAUCGGAAAGUUAA